Messenger RNA from Erigeron canadensis, 1517 nucleotides. Its product is annotated as protein PHYTOCHROME KINASE SUBSTRATE 1-like. Lineage: Eukaryota; Viridiplantae; Streptophyta; Magnoliopsida; Asterales; Asteraceae. Bases 143 to 1435 code for a protein of 430 amino acids. Gene Ontology annotation, biological process: phototropism. The record is from RefSeq and is a predicted model, not a curated record. The transcript has a single exon.
UCUCAUUCCCCCUUCUUCUUGUUCAAAUCCCAUAAUUUUCUUCAUCAAUCUCAUUCAAUAUCAACUUUUUGUAAUUCAAUACUUAAGUUUCUAAAACCCCCAUCAAGUGUUUAUUUUUUGAUGUUUUAUCCUACAAAUUAUCAUGGAAAUGUAUUCAUCAUAUGAAACCAAUCUUACACUCCAAAAACAAAACAAUCUUCGUGAUGUCUCAUUUUCAUGUUACUUGAAUAAAGCCGAAGAAAACAUGAUUCGAAACCUCACAAAUCAAGCUUCGGACAUCCCCAAUAAUCACCAUUACUCCAUUCGUAAGAAAUCCGAAGAAAUUGAUGUAUUUGGUGCAGAAAAGUACUUCAAAGGUGAAAUGAUAGACGUCGAUCACAAGACAAAUCAAGGAUUCAUUAAUAUUAGUGAUACCACAAGUAAUUUGGAUCGUUCGGAUACACAAACUGAGGAAUUUCAUCGUAGCUUUUCAGAAAAACAACGAAAUGAUCAAGUUAGUAUACACACACCAAGUGUUCGGUCAAGUAUAAGUUGGAAUAGUCGUAGCGGGUUGUUGCCUUGUACGAAACAAGCUCCAACAAAAACUGAAAAAGGAAGCAAAACCAAGAAAUUUCUUUCUCGUUUUGGUUGCAAUUGUAUCGACAAAAAAUCAACACAAAUCAGUGAAAAACGAUACAUACAGGUUAAAGAAACAACUAAAACCGUCCCCUUGUCAAGUAACUUCAUGCCAAAAAGCACAAAAAAUGAUUACUUUAGCUUUCCUGUACUGAAUUCGAGCGAUCUGAAUUCAAAUACAAAUUCAGACCGCUCGAAUUCAAAUACAGGAGUUUUGGCGGGUAACUUACAAGGUAAUAAUAACAACAUUAAAAACGAGCAGUUGAGCCUAGGAAGGAAACUAAGUUUAUUAAACGAUUGGGAUGUCGAUAUCCCAACCGAAGACGAAAUGUACAUUCCGUCAAGCGGAAUGUACAACAACAGCAACGAUAUCGAUAGCGAUUCGAGCUCCGACUUAUUUGAAAUCGAGAGCUUUUCGACUAAUGGAAACACCUCGUUCUUACCUCACCGGGCAUCUAACUGUUACGCACCCAGUGAGGUCAGCAUUGACUGGAGCGUGGUGACGGCGAGCGCCGCAGAUUUCGACGACGGUGGGUGGAGGAACUCCGGCGGGAAAGUUCCGGCGCCGGAGAAUAAAAGUGAUGAUAAGAAACGGGUUGGGAUCCUUUCUGGGUGUGUGAAUGAAAAGGCAGUGAGUGUAGCCUGUAAUGAUGGUGGCGUAAGGCGGCGCCGUUUAUCGGAAUCUAUGGCGGUUGGGGGUUUGUUUAGAGGAGUAAAAGGUUUGACCCGAUUUGACCCGGUAACAGGAAAUUAUGGGUCGGAUGUUUGCCCAGUGCCCGAGAGUAAAGGGAGGCUUGCUUCACAGUUGUUAUAUGUUUAGUAGUGAUGUAGAAUAUAGAGAGAUCUAUAAUUAUGUUAUUAUUAUUAUGAGAUAAACUUAUGUUACAAAUUUUUAUGUAAAA